GCCGGCUCCGCGGGCGUUCACGGGCCGUUCCUCAUCUGGGAGAGCCUUCCGCCGGGACGUCGGGAGCCGUCCACCACAGACCCUGGCCCACUUGACCGCCCCGAGGCCUCCCGCCGCCUCUACCGACCUGGAAUUUGGGACCUCGUUGCUGCGCCCCGCCCAGCCGCCCAGUUGUUCUCCAGGGUAUUCCCACGCCCACGGAGAGAAUUCCGCCGCCGCCCUGCCCCGGAGGAACUCACAGUCUAGCUGUAGACGGUGGUCAGCAGAUGUGUCCGGCUCAGUGAGAGGGUGCUUGUGGUCCCCGCAGCCUUCAUGUGGAAAGUAGAACGUGCGAGCAGUGUAGACUGGGCUCUCUUGGGGGCCACAGCACCAGGUGUUUUUUGAGUGGACACACUGCUCGACCUCCGUCUCUCUGCCCCCAGGGCCUCCUGUGCUGGCCAUGCCUGUGCCUGCUGAGGGUACCCCACCACCUCUAAGUGGCACCCCUGUCCCAGUCCCAGCCUACUUCCGCCAUGCAGAGCCUGGCUUCUCCCUCAAGAGGCCUGGGGGGCUCAGCCGAAGCCUCCCACCCCGGCCCCCUGCCAAGGGUAGCAUCCCAAUUAGUCGUCUCUUUCCUCCUCGGACCCCGGGUUGGCAUCAGCCCCACCCCCGGAGGGUGUCAUUCCGGAAUGAGGCUUCAGAAACCCUGCAGAGCCCUGGGUAUGACCCGAGCAGGCCAGAAUCCUUUUUUCAGCAGAGCUUCCAGAGGCUCAGCCGCCUGGGCCAUGGAUCCUAUGGAGAGGUCUUCAAGGUGCGCUCCAAGGAAGAUGGCCGUCUCUAUGCGGUCAAACGUUCUAUGUCGCCAUUCCGGGGUCCCAAGGACCGGGCCCGCAAGCUGGCUGAGGUAGGCGGCCACGAGAAGGUGGGGCAGCAUCCGCGCUGCGUGCGGUUGGAGAGAGCCUGGGAGGAGGGCGGCAUCCUGUACCUGCAGACGGAGUUGUGCGGGCCCAGCCUUCAGCAACACUGUGAAGCCUGGGGCGCCAGCCUGCCCGAGACCCAAGUCUGGGGCUACCUUCGAGACACUCUGCUUGCUCUGGCCCACCUGCAUGGCCAAGGCCUGGUUCACCUUGAUGUCAAGCCUGCCAACAUCUUCCUGGGGCCCCGGGGCCGCUGUAAGCUAGGUGACUUUGGCCUGCUGGUGGAGCUGGGUGCCACUGGAGCCAGUGAGGCCCAGGAGGGAGACCCCCGCUACAUGGCCCCCGAGCUGCUGCAGGGCUCCUACGGGACAGCGGCAGAUGUGUUCAGUCUGGGUCUCACCAUCCUGGAAGUGGCCUGCAACAUGGAACUGCCCCAUGGUGGAGAGGGCUGGCAGCAGCUGCGCCAGGGCUACCUGCCUCCUGAGUUUACUGCUGGUCUGUCUGCUGAGCUGCGUUCUGUCCUCGUCAUGAUGCUGGAGCCUGACCCCCAGCUGCGGGCCACGGCUGAGGCCCUGCUGGCCCUGCCCAUGCUGAGGCAACCAAGGCCCUGGAACAUCCUGUGGUGCAUGGCUGCUGAAGCCCUAAGUCGAGGCUGGGCUCUAUGGCAAGCUCUGCUCACCCUGCUGUGCUGGCUUUGGCACAGCCUAGCUCACCCUGCCAGCUGGCUGCAGCCCCCAGGUCCACCAGCCACCCCACCUGGCUCGCCACCCUGCAGCCUCCUGGAUAGCAGCCUCUCCAGCAGCUGGGAUGAUGACAGCAUAGGGCCUUCGCUCUCCCCAGAGGCCAUCCUGACCCGGGCUGCCAGGAGUACUUCCACCCCCCGGGGCAGGUACACACCAAGGGAUGCCCUGGACCUAAGUAACAUGGACUCAGAGCUUCCUCGGGGUUCCUGUCCUUCCUUUGAGCCUAGGAACCUCCUCAGCCUAUUUGAGGACUCACUGGACCCAGCCUGAGCUGUAGGUCCAGCUUCUGUACUUUUAACCUCUUACUCCUUCCCUGUCCCUUCCCCUGGAAAGCUGGGUCCCUUUGGGAUCUACUGUGUCUAAUAAAAAGUAUUUGAAUCUUGGGA
Marmota flaviventris (yellow-bellied marmot) is the source of this 2025-nucleotide messenger RNA. RefSeq names its product protein kinase, membrane associated tyrosine/threonine 1 (gene Pkmyt1). Gene Ontology annotation, biological process: negative regulation of G2/MI transition of meiotic cell cycle; meiotic cell cycle; protein phosphorylation. Lineage: Eukaryota; Metazoa; Chordata; Mammalia; Rodentia; Sciuridae. Gene Ontology annotation, molecular function: ATP binding; protein kinase activity. The record is from RefSeq and is a predicted model, not a curated record. Gene Ontology annotation, cellular component: nucleus; cytoplasm.